This is a messenger RNA of Mauremys reevesii (Reeves's turtle), 5229 nucleotides long. It is a transcript of the gene PKNOX2, whose product is annotated as PBX/knotted 1 homeobox 2. Lineage: Eukaryota; Metazoa; Chordata; Testudines; Geoemydidae. The transcript is spliced from 11 exons. The record is from RefSeq and is a predicted model, not a curated record. Gene Ontology annotation, biological process: regulation of transcription by RNA polymerase II. The coding region runs from base 415 to 1833 and encodes 472 amino acids. Gene Ontology annotation, molecular function: DNA-binding transcription factor activity, RNA polymerase II-specific; RNA polymerase II cis-regulatory region sequence-specific DNA binding.
CAGUGCUGUUCUUGUUAACAGGACCACUUCCUGUCAAUAUUUCCCUCACUUGCAGUUAGGCUCAUAGUUAUUUGCAUCCCACAAAGGGCUGGCUCCAGGCAUCAGCGAAGGAAGCAGGUGCCUGGGGCGGCCAAUGGAAAGGGGGGGCACGCCAUCGGUUAUUGAGGCGGCAUGUCCAGGUCUUCGGCGGCAAUUCAGCAGCGGGUCUUUCAGUCUCUCUCUUCAUCUUCGGCGGCACUUCAGUGGCAGCUCAAUCAUUUUGUUUGUUUUUUCCUUUGCUGCUUGGGGUGGCAAAAAAGCUGGAGCUGUCCCUGAUCCCACAGGCAGAAUGGUUACCUGGGAAGCAAAGAAUGUCGUCUCUAUAUGUCUAUCACAUCAUGAUAUGUAAAAAGGUUCUAGAUGUGAAUCAAUCCCAUGAUGCAACAUGUCUCCCCAGCACCAGCUCUGACAAUGAUGGCCACACAGAGUGUGCCCCCUCCCCCUUACCAAGACAGCCAGCAGAUGACUGCCACAGCGCAACAGCCGGCUAAGGCACAGCCAGUGCACAUCACAACACCCUCGGCAGCAGCCAACACCCCACUCCCCAGCACUCCUAUUGACCCUCAGGCGCAGCUGGAGGCUGACAAGCGAGCUGUCUACAGGCAUCCUCUUUUCCCACUCCUGACGCUGCUGUUUGAGAAGUGUGAGCAGGCAACACAGGGCUCCGAGUGCAUCACCUCUGCCAGCUUUGACGUGGACAUUGAGAACUUUGUACACCAGCAGGAGCAGGAACACAAACCAUUCUUCAGUGAUGACCCCGAACUGGACAACCUGAUGGUGAAAGCAAUUCAGGUCUUGAGAAUUCAUCUGCUGGAGCUGGAGAAGGUGAAUGAAUUGUGCAAGGACUUUUGUAACCGUUAUAUCACCUGCCUCAAAACAAAGAUGCACAGCGAUAACCUACUCAGGAAUGAUCUUGGGGGGCCCUACUCCCCAAACCAGCCCUCCAUAAACCUACACCCACAGGAUUUGCUGCAGAAUUCUCCGAACUCAAUGACUGCAGUGGCCAACAACCCCCAGGGAAUUGUGGUCCCAGCAUCAGCGCUGCAGCCGGGGAAUAUCUCCAUGACAACGGUCAAUUCACAAGUUGUGUCAGGUGGAGCCCUUUACCAGCCUGUAACUAUGGUAACAUCUCAGGGCCAGGUGGUAACCCAAGCAAUCCCACAAGGAGCCAUACAGAUCCAGAACACACAGGUUAACCUGGAUCUGACCUCCCUCCUUGACAGUGAAGAUAAAAAGUCAAAGAACAAACGGGGAGUCCUACCGAAGCACGCUACCAAUAUAAUGCGUUCCUGGCUCUUCCAGCAUCUUAUGCACCCUUACCCAACAGAGGAUGAGAAAAGGCAGAUAGCAGCACAGACAAACCUGACACUUUUGCAAGUCAAUAACUGGUUUAUCAAUGCCCGACGGCGCAUUCUGCAGCCCAUGCUUGAUGCAAGCAAUCCAGAUCCAGCCCCCAAAGCCAAGAAGAUCAAAUCCCAGCACCGUCCUACUCAAAGAUUCUGGCCCAACUCUAUUGCAGCUGGAGUGCUGCAGCAACAAGGAGUCAAUCCUACUACCAAUCCUGAUGGCUCCUUAAUUAUGGACAAUCUGCAGUCCCUGUCUUCCGAUAAUGCUACCAUUGCUAUGCAGCAGGCCAUGAUGGCAGCUCAUGACGACUCACUUGAUGGAACAGAAGAUGAGGAGGAGGAUGAAAUGGAGGAAGAAGAAGAAGAAGAACUGGAGGAAGAUAACGAUGAGCUCCAGACAACGAAUGUCAGUGACCUUGGCUUGGAGCACAGUGACUCACUGGAGUAACAAAGAAUUGAAGGUUCCCUGAUUUACAGUAGGGCAGAUGCCUCCCGGAAAGAUGUUUCCCUACCUAAAUCAGCAGCCUGAGGAAUUUUUAGAGGAACCCUGAUCUUUGACAUACAAGCCCCUCACAUCGCUUUAAAAAUUAUGUAUGACAAAAUCAAGUAGUGAUACCUUACAAAGUGUCCUGCUUGCCUGCAAUACACUGCAGCUGUGGACAGGAGUGCACAUUUAAGAGACCAGUAGAAUGUGCAGGGUUAUUAUUUAAGUGAAGGACACAUGUUUACAAGGCACAUAUUGUGGCCAGUUUUUUUUUGUUUGUUGUUUUUUUUUGGUGCUGUUGUUGUUGUUUUUGAUAAGAACAAAAGUGUUUUUAGGGCAAGCUGUUUUCUGUAUGACUGAGUCAUUGAUGGAUGUUAUCAUGAAAUGCCUUUUUUUGACAUGCAGGUGAGAGGCAGGUCUGUUUUCAUUUUCACUGCAUUUAUGAAAGAUUUAUAGGUACAAAAGGAUUGAUGCUUUUUUUAAGUAAAAGAUUGUAAUGAUUAUAAAUAUCUAAAUGUAGGGAAAUCAGAGUUUGCAAAUUGUCAGAAUUUAAAACUGAACAUUGAAAGACUUUAGUGCUGGAUCCAUUUAGAUUCCUGAUUAGUGCUGAUUAAAUGAAUGUCAGUUCUUCAGACUUCCAUCUCUUCCUAUACAGAGUGACAAACCCCAGGAAGUACAGAGGGGACACACACAUGUUGAUGUAAAAUGGUCUGAUGAUUGGGCACCAGACUGUGAGCUGUGCAGCCUUUGUAGGAGAACCGAAAACUUAGAAACUUUUAACUUAAUGUUCUGCUUGUGAUACAGGUAGUGAAAUUUCUUAGGCUAUAGGUGCAAUGUCAAAUGACGAAGAAUGUUUAGAAGAUCGCAAAUAUUCAGAAACUGAUCAAGAAAUGAUUGGGCAUUCUUAUGUUUUAAUGAAAUAUAAACAAAAAAUGCUAAAUUUGCUUUGUUCAUCUGAAACGUAGUCAGAUUUCAGAAUGCUGAAAGCAAGCUCAUAUUCUGCUAUGCUAUCUCCUGGUUUUGAGAAUUCAUGGAUUGCUGAACUAAGAAAAGGUUUUUUGAGAUAGCUGAACAUGCUAUCCAGCUGGUAAAAUAUAAAAAUGCUCCUUUUGUUACUUCCACCUCUCAUCUGGAAUCCCCACCAACUAUCCCUCUCAUGUAAAGCAUUCUGCCGAGAGAUUGAUGAAAAGCCGGCUUGAAAUAAGAUGCUCAUUUAGGCGAUGUCUACACUGCAGCAGGGAGUGUCCAUCCCAGUGUGGCUAGACAACCACUUGUUAGCUCUGCUCAAGUUACUGUGCUAAAAAUAGCAGUGUAGCUGUGGUAGCAGGGAUGACACAGUCUAGGCACCUGAGUACACACUCACCCAAACCCGCUUGGCACACACUCAGGUGUCUAGCCCAAGCUGCCACCUGUGCUGCCUCAGGUACAAGUGUCUGUCUAGCCACACUGGGAAGCACGGUGCAGUGUGGACAUAGCCUUAGGCGUGUUUAAUAGCAGUAGGAUGGGACAGAGCCAUACAAAUUUUCUUCACUGACUGAGGAAGAAAACAUUUCAUGACGCAUUGGCAAAACUAAUCACAGCCAAGACUUUCCUGAGAUCAGAAACAUUUGCUGAGCUGACUAGCAUAUAUACAAAUGUAGUAAACAAAUAAGAAUCAGAUUAUGGAUAUAAUCACAGAAAUGGCAACAAAGGCCCUCUAGUAUUCACACAGUAGGAAGGAAAUAAACUCCCCUUGAUAGAAAGGAUUUCACCCCAAAACAUCACUCGCACAUCUCUCGCCACACACUGAAUGGUAGAACUGAAUAUGGUUGUGUUGUCCAUAAAAUUUAAUUGAAUGAACUUUCAGUCCAUUUGUAGGAGAACAAUUUCAGUAACAACCCUUGGAUGGCACUAUCGUGAAGGCUGAGAAUGACUUUUAGCAAAACAACUGGGGACCUCUAUAUUCCACCUUUGAGGAGCAGUCAGUAACUGAGACUGAGGAAGGACUUCCUGAAAUGAAUGUGUUCCUCCCUACAAUGAGCAAAACUGAACGGUUUAAUAGAAAUUUGAGAAAGAAACAAGCUUAUUUAUAAUCAGUGGUAUAGAGCAAUAUGUUUUGCUUCCUUUCCAUGCCAUAAUUAGAUCACAUUUCCCCUUUGAAAAUGCAGUGGAAUUAGGGCAGCCAGAAAAUAAGAAUUCCAUUCCACACUCAAUUGACAUAUAAGAACACAAGCAAACUGAAAUUUGCACACUUGAGAGCAACCGCUCAAAAGCCAGUAGCCUGAUGCUUAGGAUACUAAGCUGUGGGAUAGAAGAUGCAGAUUCCAGGCCCUGCUCUAAUUCAAAGCAGGGAUUGGACCUGUGUUGCUACAUCCUAGGUAAAUACCCUCACCAACAGGCAAAAGAGCCAGGUCUUAUCUACACUUCAAAUUUAGGACAACAUAGCUAUGGUGUUCAUGGGUUUGAAAAAUUCACACACACCCCAGAACGAUGUAGGUAUGCUGAGCUAACUCCUGGGAUAGAUGCAGUUAGGUCGAUGAAAGAUUUCUUUAAUUGUCCUAGCCUACUGCCACUCAGAGAGGUGGAUUGCUUACAGUGAUGGAAGAACCUCUUACUUACUUAGUAGGAAGUGUCACUGUCAGUAUUAUAGCUAUACUGCCAUAGCACCUGUAGUGUAGACAUGGCUGCAGUCUCUCUCAACUGUUGGAGCUGUGCCACUUGGUAUACAAAAUUAAAUGUUAAUUGGACCAGAGAGAGACUGUCUCUGUUGCCUGGCUUUCUCUCUCUCUCUCUCCUUCUCUCUCUUCUGAGAAAUCCCAUGCUGGACCUGAGAAACCGUCCCGUUAAGACUGAUACAGUUCGGUGAAAAAUUUUGGUUUUGAACAUUCUGCCUUUUUAAAUGAAAAAAAUGGUUUGGCAGAAAAUUUCCAACCAGCUGACAGCUAGGAUGGAAGCUUUUCUUUUCUGGUUCAUAGUCUUACUUAAAUAUGCACAGACCCAACACCAGCCCAGGACUAAGGCCUGUGUACCCAACUUAUUCUUGAUGGCGCUAACUAACCCGCGCUGAGUUUUGAGACAGUUUCAGUGAGUUUAAUGUUUUAUGACAGAGCUUGAUCCCAUUUUUAAGUAUUAUUUUUCUGUAACAAUUAUUUUUUGAUGGCACCUGAACUACAGUUUCCUCUUUGCUCCUUCUUUUGCCUCUUGAGCAGUUGAGACGUUUGAUUAUCAACAAUAAGGGUUGACUCCAUGAUAAUUCCUUGGGAAUUUAUUGGGCUGGCAAUGGGCAUAAGGGCCUGUUUUCAGUACUGAUAUGGCGUGAAUGUAAUAUGUAAUUUCAUAGAAAUUUCAUUGUAAUCUAGUAUUAAUUCAUAUCCAUUUAUU